AUGCGAGUGACGGUCAUGUUUACUUCUUUGGCAGCGAUCCAGCUGGUGGUCUGUCAAUCCAAUUUCAACGGAUCCGGAGAAUAUAACCUGUCAACGGCUACGAGGAGCCCUCAUUCGCAAAAAUCAAAACCUGACGGCAGUCAUCUCUCGAGGCUGGAAAGACGAUUUGGAGAAUGGAUACUAAAGCGCGAUACCACGACAAUUGCGGAUGCAGUUACGUCGACCACCGCUACUGAGACUGUGACCUCCGCGACGACUAGCGAUUCCGAUGCAACGACGACCUCAGAAUCCACGACUACAAGCAGCUCAGAAACCUCUUCAUCAUUCACGACAAGCACUGCAGCAGCUACGACAACCUUAACUACAACUUCCAGUACCUCUAGCAGCACAGCCACGUCAUCCUCGUCCGCAUCCAGCGCUGCCUCAACCACAACAACCACAGCAACAACGACAACUAUAGUCUCAACCACCACACCAACCCCUACCGAAUCUGCUGAAUUGAAAGAAUGGAACCACCGCGGGACCAUCGCCGCCAUCGUCACCUUCAGCAUCCUCGGUUCCUUCUUCGUAGGCGCCUGCAUCGCCCGAUGCUUCCGCAAUCGGGCGAAGAAACGGCAUAUCGAAGCGAGGAAGCAACCUGAUCAAGACUCUUCGCUCUCCAUGUUGGCCCCGACCGCCGAGAACGGGAAAUCAGCGAUCCAAGUGAAGUUGGAUCGCGAGUCGAUCAUGUUCUGCGAUGAGAGGAGCGUCCCGUCGUUGUCGGGGCAGUCGUAUUGGCAGGGGUCCGUGGGACAUUCGUCCAUGCCAUCGGAGGAUAUGGGUCGGUCGAUGAGUAGUGGGAGGCAUACGCCGUUGGGUGUGAGGGAGCAGCAUGGGACAGCGGAGGUGUGA
Messenger RNA from Aspergillus fischeri NRRL 181, 891 nucleotides. RefSeq lists its product as uncharacterized. The transcript has a single exon. The coding region runs from base 1 to 891 and encodes 296 amino acids. NCBI's taxonomy places the organism in Eukaryota, Fungi, Ascomycota, Eurotiomycetes, Eurotiales, Aspergillaceae. The record is from RefSeq and is a predicted model, not a curated record.